AUGGAUUUCACACGGCGCCGGAUCGCCGACAUCAGCUCGUACACACCUACGACAACACUCAAAUCUCGUGCCGAAGCAGCUCACGGAGAUGCUGAAACUACUCCCAAUUACCACUCCAAUCUCGACGGUGUAAAUCAACCUAUGAAUAUGAUAUUUAAGGAUGCUUUGUGGUGGACCCUCGGCAUCAUGGCCCUCAUCGUUUUGUGGAUUAGAAUCAUCGAGAUUCUAUGGGCAAGACUCCGCCAUGUGUCGGCCAUGAACGUGCCCGGUCACAAGCAACAGUACUGGAAGAUCUCCCAGUGGACAUGGAUGCCCAGCUUAAAGAAGAAUAUCAUCUACGCCCCCCUGUGGAACAAACGUCACAACCGAGAGUUCAGGCUCUCUUCUGCUAUCAGCAUGGGCACUCUCCCUUCGCGACUUCACUUCACCAUCCUUUUUAUCUACCUGGGCAGCAACUUUGCCUACAUGUUCGUUCUCAACUGGGCUAAUGAGAACAUGUUUGCCUUUUGCGCCGAGCUACGAGGCCGCUCAGGAACGUUGGCACUCGUCAACAUGGUGCCCUUGAUUAUCUUUGCUGGACGCAACAAUCCUCUUAUUGCGUGGCUCAGGAUCAGUUUCGACACUUACAACCUUCUCCAUCGCUGGAUGGGUCGCAUUGUUGUUCUUGAGACUAUCAUCCAUACUGUCGCCUGGCUCAUUGCCGCCGUAGACGACAUUGGCUGGGAUGGUGCUGGCCGUCAGAUCACUGGCAUCCUCUUCUACGGCUCGGGAGCCGUAGGUACAGUAGCCAUGACCAUCCUCGCUCUGCUUUCCGUCUCGCCUGUGCGACAUGCCUUUUACGAGACCUUCCUAAACGUCCACAUUAUCUUGGCCUUUGUGGCUUUCGUUGCCACAUGGGCUCACUGCGCCUCCUCCACGCUUCCUGGAGGCUUGCCCCAGCUCCCAUGGAUCAUGGCUAUCAUGGCUAUCUGGUUCUGCGACCGACUCUCCCGCAUGUUCCGCCUUUUGUCCGUUAACUGGUCAACAAAGGGCUGGACUGAGGCAGUGUGCGAGGCCAUGCCUGGCAACGUCACCCGAGUCACCCUCCACCUGCCACGGUACAAGGACAUCGAACCUGGUACCCACGCUUACCUCCGCAUCUGGGGUGUCUCUGCGUGGGAAAGCCAUCCUUUCUCGAUCUGCUGGACCAACCACGUUCGUGACAGCAGCCUACCCAUUGCUGAGAAGGAAAGUUCAAACACAGUUGACAAGUCAACCAUGACUACGAGUGUUUCUUUCCUGAUCGCAGCCCAGACAGGAUUUACUAAGAAGCUCUACGACCGUGCUUCCCAUUAUCCUAGUGGCCUUCGCGCCAAGGCCGCCAUGGAGGGCCCUUACGCCGGACACCACAGUCUCGACUCGUAUGGCCACGCAGUCCUCUUUGCUGGAUCGACUGGGAUAACUCAUCAAGUCUCGUACAUCCGUCACCUUCUCGAAGGACACAAUCAAGGGACGACUGCCACUCGCCGUAUAACCCUUGUUUGGAUCAUCCGCGAAUACGAGUCUCUCGAAUGGGUACGACCAUACAUGGAUACAAUCCUACGUAUUCCCAAUCGAAAAGAUGUCCUUCGCAUCCAGAUCUUCGUCACCCGUCCUCAGAACCCACGCGAUAUUGUCAGUGCUAGCGCCACGGUGCGCAUGUUCCCAGGACGGCCAAACGUUCCUCUUAUUCUGGAAAGGGAGGUCCAAGAGCAGAUGGGCGCCAUGUGUGUUACAGUAUGUGGACCUGGCGCUCUUGCUGAUGACGUUCGCGGAGCUGCCAGGGCGGUGCAAGGUUCGAGUGUGGUGGACUUUGUCGAAGAAAGCUUCACCUGGUAG
This is a messenger RNA of Fusarium pseudograminearum CS3096, 1857 nucleotides long. RefSeq lists its product as uncharacterized. The record is from RefSeq and is a predicted model, not a curated record. The coding region runs from base 1 to 1857 and encodes 618 amino acids. Gene Ontology annotation, biological process: copper ion import; intracellular iron ion homeostasis; iron ion transport. Gene Ontology annotation, cellular component: plasma membrane. Gene Ontology annotation, molecular function: ferric-chelate reductase activity. NCBI's taxonomy places the organism in Eukaryota, Fungi, Ascomycota, Sordariomycetes, Hypocreales, Nectriaceae. The transcript has a single exon.